This is a messenger RNA of Akanthomyces muscarius, 1554 nucleotides long. RefSeq lists its product as uncharacterized. Gene Ontology annotation, biological process: aldehyde metabolic process. Lineage: Eukaryota; Fungi; Ascomycota; Sordariomycetes; Hypocreales; Cordycipitaceae. The transcript has 2 exons. Gene Ontology annotation, cellular component: cytoplasm. Gene Ontology annotation, molecular function: aldehyde dehydrogenase (NAD+) activity. The record is from RefSeq and is a predicted model, not a curated record. The coding region runs from base 1 to 1554 and encodes 517 amino acids.
AUGUCGUUUAGCACAAACAAAGAGAUUGACGAGGCCGUCGACACCGUCACCAAGACGUUCAAGUCCAACGUCACCAAGCCGCUCGAAUGGCGCAUCACCCAGCUGCGCAAGGCCUGGUGGAUGUUCGAGGACAACAAGGAGCGCAUCGUCGACGCGCUUAAGAAGGACCUCAACAAGCACCGACAGGAGGCCCUGCCCAUCGACGUCGUCGGCAUCCAGAGCGCCAUCCUCGAGGCCCUCAAGCACAUCAAGGCCUGGAACGCCGACGAGCGGCCCGCCCGCACCAACCCGCUCAACCUCCUCGGCGGCGCCCGCAUCCGCCGCGAGCCCAAGGGCGUCACCCUCAUCAUCUCGGCCUGGAACUACCCCUUCAUGGAGCUCUUUGAGCCCAUGGUCGCCGCCCUCGCCGCCGGCUGCACCACCAUCCUCAAGCCCUCGGAGCUGGCCCCCGCCUCGCAGGACCUGAUUACGCGCAUCGUCCCGCGCUACCUCGACCAGGACGCCGUGCGCGUCAUCACCGCCGGCCCCUCCGAGAUGGACCACCUCCUGGGCAAGAAGUUUGACCACAUCUUCUUCACCGGAUCCACCGUCGUCGGCAAGAUCAUCUACGCGCGCGCGGCGCCGAACCUGACCACCGUCACGCUCGAGCUCGGCGGCCGCGGCCCCGCCAUUGUCACGGCCAACGCCAACGUCGACCUCGCCGCCAAGCGCAUCGCCAACAUCAAGUUUCUCAACUCGGGCCAGGUCUGCGUCGGCGUCAACCACGUCUUUGUCGACCCCAAGGUCAAGGCGCCCUUCCUCAAGGCCCUCGCCAAGUACUUUGACCAGUACCUCGGCGGCAAGGGCACCGCCGCCAACCCGGGCUACGUGACCAACAUUGUCAACGACCGCCACUACAACCGCCUCGAGGGCCUGCUGGAGAAGUCGUCGGGCAACAUCAUCUACGGCGGCGACCGCGACCCGGCCACGCGCUACUUCUCCCCCACCGUCGUCGACGGCGUCACCACCGACGACUCCCUCCUCUCCGAGGAGCUGUUCGGCCCCAUCCUGCCCAUCCUCGACGGCACCCUCGACGAGGCCAUUGCCUACACGGCCGCGCACGACCACCCGCUCUCGCUCUACGGCUUCACCGACUCGAGCGCCGAGCAGCGCGCCAUCCUCGACAAGACGAGCUCCGGCGGCGUCACCUUCAACGACGGCAUCCUGCACAUGGCCAUGAAGGACGCGCCCUUUGGCGGCGUCGGCGGCUCCGGCACCGGCGCCUACCACGGCAUCUACGGCUUCCGCGAGUUCACCCACCUCCGCACCGUCGCCUCCAUCCCCAGCUGGAUGGACUCGAUCCUCUCCUUCCGCUACCCGCCCUACACCAACGCCAAGGCGCUGGCGCAGAUCAAGGCCACGGGCGGCGGCGGCGCCGUGUCCUUUGACCGCGACGGCAAGACGACCACGACCACGAUUGGUCGCAUCCUGGGCCAGUGGAAGCUGCUGGUGCUUGUGGCGGCGAUUCUCAAGUGGCGCGGCUGGACUGUCGAGGAUGUGCGCAACCUCUUUUAA